AUGUCUGUGAAUGAUCGGCCGCAAUUUGUAAAUCUGAAGCGAUUGUGCCACAAUUGCCUGAGAGGAGAUCACAUGGUACGUCAAUGCCCCUGUGAUAUGAACUGCAGAAAAUGUAACCAGCGCCACCAUACUCUUCUGCAUACGGGCCAAACCGCCGGCCCAAAGAAGUUCAGCAACGACGCGACUUCUCGUUCAAUUAAUUCCAUCGAGCCUGCUGUCAAGGCUACUUCGUCGUCUACUAACGUAAUCUCUGAGCAAACCAUUGUUGCUGCUGCUGAAGAUGUUUCGAUUGUUAGUGCUUCCCUUCAGCAACCUCGUGAAAACGUUUUCUUAUUGACUGUCAUCGUCAACGUCGUCGAUGCUUAUGGGCAGCAUCACCCUGCACGCGCUUUACUGGACAGCGCAUCGCAGCCAAAUCUGAUCACCAACCGCAUGGCUCGUAUUCUCCGCUUAAAGAAGCAUCCCGUCAACGUUACUGUCCAAGGGGCCGGACAAGUGUCAAAAGUCAUUAGCGAAUCUGUCUACGCCCAAGUCAGCUCAAGGAAGGAACCUUUCUCUUGUGGUGUUAGCUUCCUCGUAAUUGAUAAAGUGACGGCCAAUCUUCCAUCGCAUAAUGUCUCCAUAGCCGAAUGGAGAAUUCCAAAGGAUCUCUUUAUCGCGGAUCCAACAUUCCACAAGAGCCAUCCGAUCGAUAUGGUGCUCGGAGCUAAGCAUUUUAACUCCUUCUUCCCGAAUACCGCACGCAUACAAUUGCAUGGCAAUCUCCCACUCCUAGUUGACAGCGUUUUUGGGUGGAUCGUUGCGGGUUCGGCUGAUUCAAUUCUUCCAACACAGAGAGUAUCUUCCAGUCCCAGCAGUAUCGUAACUGUAUCGAUGGUUUCCUUGGAAGAAAGUCUGGAGCGUUUUUGGAAAAUGGAAGAACUGACAACCAAGGACAACUACUCCAUCGAAGAGAGGCGUUGUGAAACCCUCUACCAAGCGACGGUCGCCAGAAACCCCGAUGGACGAUACAUGGUUCGCCUUCCUCGAAAACCUGACUUUGACGAUAUGCUGGGCGAGUCUAAGGCAAGCGCAUUGCGACGAUUCGAAUAUUUGGAGCGACGCUUGGAACGAAACUCCGACCUAAAACUAGAGUACCACCGUUUCAUGCAAGAAUACCUCGACCUUGGCCAUAUGCAGCUGACCAAAACAACUGGCGCCGAAAGCUCCAAAUCUUUUUACUUACCGCACCAUCCUGUCAUCAAAGAAGCGAGUUCCACGACGAAAGUUCGUGUUGUGUUCGAUGGUUCGGCAAAAACAUCUACCGGUUUCUCCCUCAACGAUGCCCUCUGUGUUGGUCCAGUAGUUCAAGACGAGCUACUUACCACAAUGCUACGGUUUCGCACGUACCCAAUUGCUUUAGUCGGUGACAUAGCGAAAAUGUAUCGACAAGUCCUCAUGCACCCAGAUGAUGUUCCACUGCAGCGAAUUUUCUGGCGAUUUUCCCCCGACCAACCAGUGCAAACCUUCGACUUACUUACCGUUACUUACGGGUUAGCUCCGUCAUCAUUUUUGGCAACUCGUACACUGCUACAGCUAGCUGACGAUGAAGGUCAGUCCUAUCCCCUCGGCCGCAGGGCUCUCCGGAAAGGCUUUUACGUCGACGAUUUCAUCAGCGGGGAGCAAUCGAUCGAAAAAGCCAUCCGCCUACGCGAAGAAAUCAGCGAAUUACUUGAGAAGGGAGGAUUUGUUCUUCGCAAGUGGACUUCCAAUCGACUCGAAGUCCUACACGGAUUAAACGCCGACCAAAUCGGCACUCAAUCCCCUCUGGAGUUCACCCCCCACGAAACGGUGAAAGCUCUGGGAAUAAUUUGGGAACCAGAAGGAGAUUUUCUUCGAUUCGAUUCGCAAGUGCAACACGACGGCAAACCGCCCACCAAACGAUCAAUUUGA
Topomyia yanbarensis is the source of this 1932-nucleotide messenger RNA. RefSeq lists its product as uncharacterized. The transcript has a single exon. Bases 1 to 1932 code for a protein of 643 amino acids. Lineage: Eukaryota; Metazoa; Arthropoda; Insecta; Diptera; Culicidae. The record is from RefSeq and is a predicted model, not a curated record.